Molecule: messenger RNA, 2312 nt
Organism: Drosophila hydei
Lineage: Eukaryota; Metazoa; Arthropoda; Insecta; Diptera; Drosophilidae
Gene: Leash
Product: arrestin domain-containing protein 17
Exons: 4
Coding region: 273-1817 (514 amino acids)
Biological process (GO): protein transport
Cellular component (GO): cytoplasm
Source: RefSeq, a predicted model, not a curated record
CGUUUCUAGUUACUUUUCUUGAAUUAUUAAAAAUAUUUGCCGUGAUUAAUUUAAUUGAAACGGACCAUAGUGCUCGUAAAUGAAAUUAACGUCCUACCCUACAUUGUCAGUUGAAGUGUUGUGCUCAACUUAUCACAUUGGAUAAAAAGAAUAUAGUGUUGUAGUUGUAGUUGUGCACAGUGAUACCAAAGAGGCCGCUCAAAUGUGGCCUUUUAUAUGUUAUUUUUGGAUGAGUAUUUAAUGAGAGCAGCUGAAGUAGCAGCAGCAGCAGCAUGGAAAGCGAGCGACUAUGCAUUCGACUGGACAAUCCAGAACGCAUUUUUUAUGCCGGCCAGGUCAUUCGUGGCGAGAUUUGGAUGAAUCUCAACAAGCGUACCAAAAUACGAGCUGUAAAAAUCCAAGUGACUGGCAAAGGUAAAUGCAAAUGGAUGGAAAUCUUGCGCAAAAACUCCAACAACAAUGAAUAUACGCGCAGUCUCUUUUACACCAGCAAAGAGAUCUACGAGCAUAGUGAAACGCCUCUCCCCGAAUUCGAACCGCGCGGCCUCGAACUGUCGGCAGGCGAGCACACUUUCAACUUUAAUGUCGCGCUAGGUCGUGAGCUGCCCUCGAGCUUCCGCGGUAGCUAUGGCAGCAUCAAGUACAAGAUGCGUGUCCUCAUUCAAAGACCCUGGACCUUUGAUGAGCGACACACCAUACCGUUUACGGUUGUGAAGAAUAUGCCUUUGCCGUCGACAUAUCGCAGCAAUCCCACUCCGUUGGAGAAGCAAAUCACCAAGACAAUUAGCCUAUUUGGCACACGACCCAUUACCAUGUUGGCCCUGCUACCCGAGGACUUCGCCGUGCGCGGCGAACCGUUGCGGAUCUGUGUGACCGUCACGAAUAACAGCACAACGAAUGUGGAGAAGCUGCGCUUCAACAUACUACAGUACGUCACUUACUACAGUCAUGUACCAUUGCGUGUGCAGAAGGUCGAAUGCAUUGCGAUUGCCAGCAAGGAGACGGGUGCGGUGGGCAAGAAGAGCGAACGCAGCUUUGCCCAUGAGCUGUUGAUGCCGGACACGGCACAGCCAACGGAUGAGCAGUUCAGCGGCGUCAUAACCAUAUCCUAUGAGCUGCGCGUUGAGGCUGUCUUGCGAGGUUUCUUUAAGAAUUUGGUGCUUAACUUGCCGUUCAAGGUAUAUUCUCAGGAUGUUUCCGCCAGGCUGGGCUCGGUGCGUCCAUCGCUGCCGCCACGUCCCGACAAUGGCCCACCGGGUAUUGAUGAGGUUGCGGCAAACGCCGCUGUUGCUCCUGGCAAUCCUUUCGAUCCACCUGUUCCUAUAUCUGUGUAUCCAGCGCUAGACUCUUCCAUUGGCUCGCCAUCGCAUUCGUCGAUGUACAGUGAAUGCAGUUCCUUGAACUCCACCACCUCGGAUUCCACGCUUAGUCCGGCCGUUGGUGGUGUGGAGCUGUCCUACACAUCCGGCUCACAAUCAUCGCAGUUUGGCAGCCCCUCGACCCGUGCCAGCGUGCGCAGCAGCUCCAAUGUGCCCUACAUGCCUUAUACUUCCAGCCCACUGAUGGUGCAAUCGUAUCCACCUCCACAUCUGCCCCCGUAUCCAUUGCCCGAGUCGCCGCAGUAUACGCUGCUCGCCCUGACGCCUCCGCCAGCACAGCCACCAUCUGGAGCCGGCGGCUAUAGCCAACUGCCAUCCACGUCGGCGGCAUCUGGAUCAUAUCCGCAGACACGCCAACACGCCGGCGCGCACGCAUUGCCUCCCUCCUAUGACGAGCUCUUUGGCAGCGCCAAUGCACCGCCGGAAUCGCCGAAGUAGCUGACGAAUCGCUCCCACAUAUUGUUCAUGCCGCCCAGUUAUAUCUAAGCUUUGCCUAGAAAUGCAUCAGGAUUACUUUAGAGUGCUUGCAACCACAUAUGCCUAAAUAAACAUAAUCUGGAGUUGUGUAUCUCAAAAACUAAAUGUUACAAGAAACGUAUCUCGAACGAGCAAGCGAAACAUUGCCAUCAACUUUGCACACGAAAUAUUUACAAUACUCAUCAUUGUAAAGCAUUGCUUGGGAGUGAAGGAUAUGUAUAAAUAUAUUGACAUAUAUAUUUAUGGAUAAUUACAUUAACAUUUAACUUAUGGUUAAGAUUUGCGUAAGAUAUUUAAAUGAAAAUUUUCACAAAAUAAUCAGCAAUUACUUGGCCUUUGUGUACUUGUUUAGACACCUUUAAAGUGACGCCAAUUUUGUGUUCGCACCUUUGUAAAAGGCGUAUCGAAUAUUUCUGACCUACCGAAUAAUUAGCUUAUUGGCUUGAAAUCAUAUUC